AUGAACCAAUCAUAAAAAUAAUUUGAAUUCAAGAAUAUUGAUGAAUUGAAGACCUUCCUUAAAUAUUAACAGAGAUCAUCAAAUCAAUAUCAAUUAAGAUUCAAUGAUUUAUUGCUAGAAAAGGUUGAGGAAUCCCCAAUCAAACUCGAUUCUGAUUUGUCUCUUGUAGAUUUUUAAACCCAUUACGACUCUAAGGUUCCAGUAAUUAUCACAGGGUUGGACAAGGAUUGGGAAAAUUGGGAUUGGGAUUAUCUAAUUUAAAAUUAUAAGGAAUGUUAUUUCAGGUGUGCCAUAGAUGAUGAUGGCAACUAUUUGAAAUUGAGAUUUGAUCAAUACAUUCAAUAUUUUUAGAACAAUACUGAUUACAACCCCUUAUAUAUAUUUGAUGGAGACAUUCCCCAAAAAAUGUUAAAUUAAUACAAGAUACCAUACUUAUUUCCAUAAGACUACCUAGCCUACUUGAAGUAGAGAAGACCAUAAUAUAGAUGGAUUUUAUGUGGUCCUAAGCAAUCAGGAUCAAUGAUUCAUAUAGAUCCCUAUGAAACCUCUGCUUGGAAUUGCGUUGUUUUAGGGAAGAAAAGAUGGGUUAUGUUUCCACCUUCUAUUGAUAAGAAUAUUAUUAAAGGUAUCAAGGAUAUCUUAGAGAAUAUUAAUAAUCCAAUUGAUUAUUUUAGUAUCAUAGUUCCUUUGGUGAAGAAGCACUGCGAUUAAUAAAAUAUUAAAUAUUAUGAUUUCAUUUAGAGUGAACAUGAAACUGUUUAUGUUCCAAAUGGAUGGUGGCAUGCUGUAUUGAAUGUUGAAGAUAGUAUUGCUGUAACUCAGAAUUAUGUGAGUGAUUAAAACUUGGAGAAAUUUUGGAUUGCUUUUAAUAAGGAAAAUCCAACAUUAAGUUAAUAGUUUUAAACUAAUGUGUAAUAAGAAAAUGGGGAAUUAUACAACAGGAUUUUGGGAUUGAAUGAAAAAUUCAAUAUCCAGAUUAAAUCAUUAUAAUAGGAUGACAAUAACUCAGAGUAGGAUUCCUUGGAAGAGUUUUAGAAUUAGUUUGACUGA
Molecule: messenger RNA, 1050 nt
Organism: Paramecium tetraurelia
Lineage: Eukaryota; Ciliophora; Oligohymenophorea; Peniculida; Parameciidae
Exons: 3
Biological process (GO): phagocytosis
Cellular component (GO): nucleus; cytoplasm
Molecular function (GO): P-TEFb complex binding; histone H4R3 demethylase activity
Source: RefSeq, a predicted model, not a curated record